Messenger RNA from Mycotypha africana, 698 nucleotides. RefSeq lists its product as uncharacterized. The coding region runs from base 131 to 286 and encodes 51 amino acids. The record is from RefSeq and is a predicted model, not a curated record. Lineage: Eukaryota; Fungi; Mucoromycota; Mucoromycetes; Mucorales; Mycotyphaceae. The transcript has a single exon.
UCGAUGUCGACUAUGUAUGCGUUUCCUUUCACUUGUCGCUUGAUUUCGAAUAAAAACGAUUUUGACUUUAUACCAAAAGGUUGAUUUUUAAAGUGGUCUUUUUUUUAAUUACAUUUUACAGACAUUCAGAAUGGAUAUGGAUGGACAAGGACAUAUUGUUGGUGGAAAUAGAGUGGAGCCUAUGCAUGUUACAAGAGCUGUUUGCUAUCGAAACAUAAGUUCUCGUACCCAGCUUGUAAUGAAUAAAGCUUUGAAAAAAGACCGUCUAGUCCUGUUAUACUUCUAACUGCGGAUGAGGGGAAAAUAAAGAUAUUGGUAUGGAGUCAUGCAGUAAGCGACGUUAUACAGCCUACUUUGAAUCUCGUAGCUUUAUUUGAAACAUCAUAACAACUGAGCUGUCCAUUAAGCAAGCACAAUGUAGCCUGCAGAAAGAAAUAGCGAAAAAAAGAUUCAGCAAAGGUACGUUGUUCCACUAGAAGCUGCGUUUUUCUGAUAUACCAGCCUUUUAUAUCAAUUUGAAACGAGGUAUGGCUUGGUCAACGAUAGGAACACCUGCAAUAGUUACAGUAGUCACCUCCGAAGCGAAAGCAAGAUCGAUUUUAGGUGCCAUAUCAACCAUUAGCUUAAUUAAAAAGAGAAAGCUUGGACGCGUAUGCUAGUCACUAAUUUUAGGUUCAGGUGCUUCAUGUGUAAAUCAU